AUGAUAACUUCCCUGGCCCCAGUGCAGAACUUCAGAAUGGUUUCGUCCUCUGCUUUGGGCCUGCUCCCAUCUUCCCAUCAGGCCUCCAGCCUCUGGCUUCAGCUCCCUCCCUGUGCCUUUGGCCUCUGGGGAGCUGGAAGCGGGCAGCGGCCAAGGCUGGCUUGGAGCCCCCCUCACACCCCCCAGGACGGGCAGGUCCAGCUGACGGUGCUGACAGACCGGUCCCAAGGGGGGAGCAGCCUGAGGGAUGGGUCCCUGGAGCUGAUGGUUCACAGGCGACUGCUCGUGGAUGAUGACCGUGGUGUGGGGGAGGCCCUGCUGGAACCUGGGGACGAGCCCGGCACGGGGCUGGUGGUGAGGGGCAGACACCUGGUGCUCCUGGACACCGUGGAGGCAGCAGCGGCUGGGCAUCGCCUCCAGGCUCAGAGGGAAGCUCUGGCCCCCCAGCUGGUGCUGGCCUCCUCGGGGCAGGACGUCCCCCACAGCCCAGGGAGCCCCGCACGCACACAGUUCUCCGGACUUCGCAGAGAGCUGCCCCCUGCUGUGCACCUGCUGACCCUGGCCCUGUGGGGCCCCAGCACGGUCCUGCUGCACCUGGAGCACAUCUUUGAGCGCGGCGAGAGCAGAGCCCUCAACCUGUCCCAGCCCGUGACCGUGGACCUGCAGGAUCUCUUCUCAGCCUUCACCAUCAGCCGCCUGGAGGAGACCACUCUGGCCGCUGACCAGCUGCUCUCCAAGGCCAGCCGGCUCCAGUGGAGGACCAGCACGGGAGGCCCUGCCCGCCCCCAGCCAGCCCCCUUCCUGGACCCCUCGGCGGUCACUCUGCAGCCCAUGGAAAUCCGCACCUUCCUGGCCUCUGUCACCUGGAGCGAGGCAAGGGACGGAUGAGGAGGCCUGAGC
Molecule: messenger RNA, 900 nt
Organism: Gracilinanus agilis (Agile Gracile Mouse Opossum)
Lineage: Eukaryota; Metazoa; Chordata; Mammalia; Didelphimorphia; Didelphidae
Product: lysosomal alpha-mannosidase-like
Exons: 5
Coding region: 1-888 (295 amino acids)
Biological process (GO): mannose metabolic process
Cellular component (GO): lysosome
Molecular function (GO): alpha-mannosidase activity; carbohydrate binding
Source: RefSeq, a predicted model, not a curated record